CAUCAACCAAUCCAUUCUCCGAGUCAGGUGUUCAAGACAUUGGCACUGUAUAAGCGUAGUGCAAUGCUAUUUGCAGCCGCCAGUCGAUAAAAUGGAUCCUGACCUUGACCGUGAUGAUAUGAUACGCGAAACGCGUAUCACAAAAUUUCAUUUCCGACAAAGCGUGGAGGCAUCACCAUGCAGAACUUUAAAGUCAUAUCACGCGCAAGGGGCAUCCUACGCCACUGCUGCGAGUGCUGCGGCAACUGCCGUGACUACUGCUGCGGUGCCGCCGGUGCGCAUCAAAUACACUUUACUAUCUAGUCGACACUUGUUACUUGUCCUCCAAACAAGUCAUGGACUUGAGCCUGCUCCGAUUCCUUAUAUGUUUACCCACGCUCUCAGAGUCACCGUCAGGCGGCAUCGAGAUUCACAGAAGUACUUCAGGUCUGCAAGCCAGUCUGAUUCCUCCGCAUACAAUGUUGUUUUCUUUUCUUUUCAACGACAGUCGCGGGCAUUAUCUCAACCCGUGACCAGUGCCACUUUUCUUCGCUUUCUCGGUUCUCCAUGGGAUUUUGUUACCUGUCGUUUCCGAGGUGCUGGCGUUUGUUGCUCGACAUUGUUGCUGUCACUGGAACCUGGCUCGCGCUGAGCUGAUUGCUAACAAGAACCGUUUCGAAAGUCAGAAAGCAUAGUACCUCAAGGACGCUUUCAUCAUAAUCGGAAUAUCCUUCAUCACAAUCCUCAUGGUUCCAGUGGAAUGGAAGCCCAGCAUAUAGGUCCCAAGGGUACCAGGCCACCGCGAAACAGACGGUGUCUGCGGACCUAUGCUUCUGGAAUGAGCUUUGCCGAAGGGCGGGACAUCGAUUUAAGAAUGGAAAUGCGGUCACCAU
Messenger RNA from Suillus plorans, 872 nucleotides. RefSeq lists its product as uncharacterized. The transcript is spliced from 3 exons. NCBI's taxonomy places the organism in Eukaryota, Fungi, Basidiomycota, Agaricomycetes, Boletales, Suillaceae. Bases 92 to 631 code for a protein of 179 amino acids. The record is from RefSeq and is a predicted model, not a curated record.